AUGUUGCUUACUGUAGGAGUUAUGCUGAUGUUCAGCUUAUCAAUAAUUCACUUAGCCAAUGCCCAGAUAUGUCCUGACAAGUGUGAUUGUGUUAAUACCGAAGUUAAUUGCCGAUACAAUGGUUUAACGAAAAUACCAGAUAAUAUUCCUUCUGAUACAACGAUUUUAAACCUAUACGGUAAUAGUAUUACCUCAAUAGAAUCAAAUUCGUUUGUUGGAUUAACAUUGCUACAGCAGUUAAAUCUAGGCGGCAAUAGCAUUACCUCAAUAGGAUCAAAUGAGUUUGUUGAAUUAACAUCGCUACAGAUUUUAAACCUAUACGGCAAUAGUAUUACCUCAUUAGAAUCAAAUUCGUUUGUUGGAUUAACAUCGCUACAGGGGUUAAAUCUAGGCGGCAACGACAUUACCUCAAUAGGAUCAAAUGGGUUUGUUGGAUUAACAUCGCUACAGAUAUUAUAUCUAGGCGGCAAUAGCAUUACCUCCAUAGGAUCAAAUUUGUUUGUUGGAUUAACAUCGCUACAAAGAUUAUAUCUUUCCGAUAAUGAAAUUGUUUCAAUAGAAGAACAUGCCUUUAAAGGACUAUCAUCGCUACAGCUUUUAUAUAUAUAUAACAAUGACAUUUCCUCCAUAGAAGCAAAUGCGUUUGAUGGAUUAACAUCGCUACAGGAUUUGUAA
This is a messenger RNA of Mytilus trossulus (common blue mussel), 675 nucleotides long. RefSeq names its product protein slit-like. The transcript is spliced from 8 exons. The coding region runs from base 1 to 675 and encodes 224 amino acids. Gene Ontology annotation, molecular function: protein binding. NCBI's taxonomy places the organism in Eukaryota, Metazoa, Mollusca, Bivalvia, Mytilida, Mytilidae. The record is from RefSeq and is a predicted model, not a curated record.